AUGGAUGGCUUCGGAAGGAAGGGUCGACACUUACAAAAGGUUUUUGGGGUCUUAGAUAUGAUGAAUUCUUCUAAUGUUUCCCCUGAUGUUGUUACAUAUAACACUCUCAUUCAUAGUCUUGCCACAAGAGGAUUUGCCAAUGAGGCAAAGCAAAUCAUGUUUGAACUUAUCAAAAGGGGUUUCUCCCUGGAUGUAGCAGCAUUCACUAAUGUUAUAGACGGGUUUUCAAAGAAGGGGAACUUUGAGGAAGUCUUUUUUGUGUGGUUCUGCAUGAGUGAGCAUGAGGUCAAACCCGAUGUAGUGACAUGCAGUGCCCUUCUCAACGGAUACUGUAAGAAACGUCAAAUGGAACAAGCCAAUGUAUUAUUUCGCAAGAUGCUUGAUAUUGGAUUACAUCCAGACCUGAUAGUGUAUAACACUUUGAUUCGUGGAUUUUGUAGUGUUGGAAGCAUUGAUGAUGCUUGCAACUUGAUAUGUAUGAUGGUUGAAAAUGAUAUGAACAAGUCAUGUGGUGCUGGGACUGUGCUUGGCUGCGAGCAGAAGAGAAAUUACCAGCAUGGACCGGGGAUGCUAUCUCAUGUCCUGAAUACACUUCGAGCACUUGAUGAUGGAACAGGUCUAGAUUGGAUCAAGAAACAUCUCCAUUCACCUGAUGCCAGGCUUUAG
Rosa chinensis is the source of this 666-nucleotide messenger RNA. RefSeq names its product pentatricopeptide repeat-containing protein At2g19280-like. Lineage: Eukaryota; Viridiplantae; Streptophyta; Magnoliopsida; Rosales; Rosaceae. The transcript has 3 exons. The record is from RefSeq and is a predicted model, not a curated record. Gene Ontology annotation, molecular function: protein binding. The coding region runs from base 1 to 666 and encodes 221 amino acids.